Molecule: messenger RNA, 2333 nt
Organism: Peromyscus leucopus (white-footed mouse)
Lineage: Eukaryota; Metazoa; Chordata; Mammalia; Rodentia; Cricetidae
Gene: Tpd52l3
Product: TPD52 like 3
Exons: 1
Coding region: 76-783 (235 amino acids)
Cellular component (GO): cytoplasm
Source: RefSeq, a predicted model, not a curated record
CCCUACCAACCGGAAGCGGGUCCCCACCCAGAGCAUCCACUUCUCUGGCAAGGAUAAAGGCUGGCUAGCUAGCACAUGAGUUUUGCUGCCCAAGAUAUGGACCCGUCUCAUCCAGAGUCCUAUUCCACUGGCGAGAAGUCUGAGCCUGCAGGCCUAGACUACAGCUCCACCAACCCCAACUAUUUCUCCACAAACCGAGGACCGGACUCUCUCUACCAAGAACUGGACCUGGACUCCCUGGACGAAGACGUUUCCCUGUCUGUGCCAGAUGCCAUGACAGAGACCACAAAUGAAUCCCACCCUGCCUCAGAACCAGAUCUGACGGAGGCUGAACAAAUGGAGCUCAAAUCUGAGCUCACUAGAUUGGAGGAAGAGAUCCUAACAUUACACGACCAGCUGGCAGCCAAGGAGAAGCGAUGUGAGGAACUCCGGAGGAAGUUAGGCUGCAUGGCCUUGAUGGGGCUGAGGCAGAAUCUGUCCAAGAGAUGGCACGGUGUCCAGGCCUCCAACGCCGGCAUGAAGCAGAAGACUUCGACUGCCCUGUCCUCGGUGGGCUCAGCCAUCUGUAGGAAGCUUGAAGACAUGAAGAAGUCGUCCACGUUCAGAUCUCUUGAAGGGCUGAUGGGGACUGUCAAGGCAAAAGUUGCAAGUGGCAGAGAGCUUGGCAGUGGCCUUCUUUCUUCACUGGCGAGUGGCAGUGAUCCACACUCAGUUCCAGGGAGUGGAUAUGACUCCAUUCCAGGGCCUGGAGAUCAACUGCUUUCUGUCCCGAAGCCCGAGUAAGCCCUUUGUUAGCCUUGCUUGGCUGCCAAACCAGUACAGAAGCCCUCUUCCAGCAUCACACUUGCCAAUCAAAAUUAAGCAAACAACCAACAACAGAAAAGCUAUUAUAAUUCUGGACAAGGGCACGGUCCAGUUUUGAUAACAGGACUACCCAUUUGUGUAUAGAUACUUGCUGCUCGUACAUGAGGGCGAAGCCCAAGUUUUAUAGUCGUUACUGACACAGGUUUGUAGAUCUAGAAUGCAUCUCUGUGAGCUUUUCUGAGAUUACUUUGAACAGACAGGGUAAUGGCUCCAGAGGAGUCCUAGACCAGAUCCCAAGCUCUCUGGAAUAUUAGCAUAUCCAAAGGCCAGUGAGAUUUGUAUUUGGGAAAAGGUGUGAAAUAAACUGGCUAUGUAUUCUGCCUAUGUCCUUCAAGCAGCACUUGACCUAUAACCUUUAUUUUAUUAGUACUGGGGAUACAGCCACGUGCCCCACACAUGCUGUACAAUUUCUCUACUCCUGAACUACAUCUCUGGCCUCAUAGCUUUUAUUUUCACAGUACAAUCAAGAAAACUGUCCAUCUCAAGGCCCCUAGAAAAGAGGAAAAAAAUAUGAGCCACUGAUUGCUAAUCUAAAGCUAUACGUAUUAUAAAAUUUUAUUUUUCACAGUGGUCAGUACAGCAAAUCAAAUUAGCUGUAAUUCAGGUGAUUACUAUUUUGGACUCAAAGUGAAAAUGCAAACUUACAUUGCGUGUCCUUUUGUUCUCUUUGUACAUUAAAGUUGAGGUUCAGAGUUUAACCCUUGUGGCAGCAUGUCCCCAGCACCAGUUGCAUCUUCUUCUGCAGCAACUGCUAAUUAGUAAUCACCUUCAGCUAAGGGACAGGAAGAACGCAGUAUAGCCAGAUUUAAGGAAGGUAAGCCUCCCCCACCUCCAUCUUAAACAUUUUGAAAAGAAUUCCAGCCCCCUGUGAUGCUGACUGUUAGGCCUUUGAAUUGGCCUAAUUAACUGAAUGUAUAUCACUAGUCUGCUUGAGUCUAAACCCGCCCUUGGUUUUAACUUCAACUCGGAAGAAGGACCCAACCAACUCUCCUAAGGUAGCAGAUUAAUAGGAACCUGUAGGAACUUGGUUUGAGUUUGUUCAAACUUUCUAGUAUCGGAUUUUCACAGGAACUAUGUUUUGGUUUUGGUUUGGGUUUGGGUUUAUGUUUGGGUUUAGUUUCUUGUUUCCGCUUUCAAAACAUCCAUCCGGUAGCUUCCUUCUUUCCUCCCACCACACUGUCUGAAAUAGGAGUUUGUGUAGCCUUGGUUCACAGCAGGCUGCUAUUUGCUUGAGUACAUCUCAGUAACCCAUCAUUGCCUACAAGUUGGCCCUCCCGUCCAAGCACCUGGUCCCCUUUUGCUGUCUCUUGAGUAUUUCUUUUGCACCCCUUUUGUUCUUUAAAGUGAAACUAAAUACUGCUGUCAAGGCAAAAGCUCCUGGGAAAACUGUACGGCCAUUGAUAAAUCCCAGCUCUCCACAGAGUCCCAAAGGCCAAAUUUUGUUUGGAUUAAAAUAAGAUGUACAAGUC